Mercurialis annua (annual mercury) is the source of this 2139-nucleotide messenger RNA. RefSeq lists its product as uncharacterized. Bases 80 to 2032 code for a protein of 650 amino acids. Lineage: Eukaryota; Viridiplantae; Streptophyta; Magnoliopsida; Malpighiales; Euphorbiaceae. The transcript is spliced from 3 exons. The record is from RefSeq and is a predicted model, not a curated record. Gene Ontology annotation, molecular function: protein binding.
CACAGUCUUGCCUGUGGUUUUAAAUCCAGCCGAAGAAAUUUCGAAGCGUCGCCGGUCUCGAUCGGUAAACUACAUCAUUAUGUUGCUUUCAUCCUAUAAUUUUAAAAGGGCUCACAAGGAAGCAGAAAGAAAAUGGUGUGAUCUUCCUUGUGACAUUUUAGCAUCAGUUGCUAGCGGGCUAGGCAUGAUCGACCUAAUCAGUUUUCGCAGCGUAUGCAAAGAUUGGAAAUCCGCUUCAAGAACAGCCUCAGCCGAAAUCGAAAGCUCCUCACAUCGAGAACCGUGGUUCCUAUUUUACGGCGAAGAAUCUUCUCAAUGCCUUCUGGUAAGCCAAACAGACCACAAAUACACAAUCAACAUUCAAGAAUUGAGCGGCUCUACUGCUUGCCUAGCAUCAAACAAAGGUUGGCUUCUUCUACUCCGAGAAGAUUACUCGGUGUACUUCUUCUGCCCGUUUUCACGCGCGAAAAUCGAGCUUCCGAAGUUAGAUAACCUCGGAUCGUUAUCUAACUAUAUCGCAACUUUCUCGUCACUACCCACAUCCCAAGAUUGCUUAGUUUCUAUCACCUACAAAAAUGGAUCAUCGAAAACAAUCGAGUUAUAUGUUAUUCGUCGCGGGGAUAAAGAGUGGACAAAAUGUUCUCAUUCUCAUGAGAAUGUAAAGAGUCUUGGACAAAUCAAAUGUCUAGCUUAUUACGAAGAUGAACUAAGCAUCCUGGACGCUCACAAGAAAUCUAUAAUAAACUAUUACUUUAAGAGUUUAACAUGGAAGCAUUAUGACAUAGUUCCUCCUUCUUACGCAGGCCCUUCUACAUCAAAUCUGCCAUUUCUGGUGAAAAAUUGUUAUUUCAAAGACAAAAAAAUGAGAGAAAAAUUGGGAUUGGAAAAAAAUGUUUCGGUCUCUAUUUGUGGGUCGGCAUGUCUACUAGGUAAGCAAAAUGUGGUCAUUUUUAGUGAAAACAUUGAUGCUGUUGAAGGAUCUGAACAAGAACGGCGUAAACUAAAAGGAGUGUGGAUUCAUCCUAGAUUCUUUCUUCUUCCUCCUGAUCAAACCUGGGCUAGCAUUAGCAAGGUAGCAGAAAGAAAAUUUUGUGAUCUUCCUCCUGACAUUUUAGAAUCAACUGCCGCGGGGUUAGGAAUAAUCGACCUGAUCAGUUUUCGCAGCGUAUGCAAAGAUUGGAAUUCCGCUUCAGGAACAGCCUCAGCCGAAAUCGAAUGCUCCUCAAAUCGAGAACCGUGGCUCCUACUUUACAGCGAAUUAUCUUCUCAAUGCCUUCUGGUAAGCCAAAACAAGGACAGAUACACAAUCAACAUUCCAGAAUUGAGCGGCUCUACUGCUUGCCUAGCAUCAAACAAAGGUUGGCUUCUUCUACUCCGAGAAGAUUACUCCGUUUACUUCUUCUGCCCAUUUUCGCGAGCGAAAAUCGAGCUUCCAAAUUUGGAUAACCUCGGAUUGUUAUCUAACUAUAUCGCAACUUUCUCGUCACUACCCACAUCCCAAGAUUGCUUAGUUUCUAUCACCUACAAAAUUGGAUCAUCGAAGACAAUCGUGUUAUAUGUUAUUCGUCGCGGGGAUAAAGAGUGGACAAAAUGUUCUCAUUCUCAUGAUAAUGUAGAGAAACUUGGACAAAUCAAAUGUCUAGCUUAUUACAAAGAUGAACUAUACAUCAUGGACGCUCCCAAGAAAUUUAUAAUGAAGUAUAACUUUAAGAGUUUAACAAUGGAUCAUUAUAGCAUAAAUUAUUACACAGCCCCUUCUACUACAGUCUCACAUAUUCCAACUACUGUCCCACAUAUUCCAUUUAUUAUGAGAAAUUCUUAUUUUAAAGACAAUGAAAUAAGAGAAAAAUUGGGAUUGGAGAAAAAAAUUUCGCUCUCUAUUUGUGGGUCGGCAUUUCUACAAGGUAAUAUAAAUAAGGUGAUUUAUAGUGAAAACAUUGAUGCUCAAGGAUCUGAAAAAGAACGGCUUAAACUAAAAGGAGUGUGGAUUCAUCCUAGAUUCUUUCUUCUUCCUCCUAAUCAAACCUGGUAGCUUUAUAUUCUUUGAUAAUUUAAUUUAAAGUAUUUGAUUGUUGAUCUUCAUCUUUUUGUUUUAGAGGAUUUUUAAGUUUUUAUUUAUAUUUUCAUUUCUUAAACUGU